GUGUAGGUAGGACUUAGUUUUUCUUGCUUUGUUUUCAGGAUCUUGAGAACAGAAUAAUUAUUUUUCUUAAAAAUGAGCUGGAAAAGUUUAAGAAAAUAUUAAAAAGAGAGAACACACAGUACUUUGUGCAGGACUUUAUAGAGGAAAUGCGUGAUAUCAAAGAAGCAGCUCUUGAUAUGACACUCUUCUUCCUAAGAGAUAUGAAGCAAGUUGAGGCUGCAGAUGCUCUACAAGAUGAACUGGUCCUCAUUCAUCAGCAACCGCUAAAAUCAACUCUGAAGAGGAGGCAUAAAUUUGUAUCUGAAGGAAUUGCAAAGCAAGGUGAUUCCAAGCUUCUAAAUAACAUCUACACAGAUCUUUAUAUGACUCUUGAUGUUAGUAAACAAGUCAAUAACCAAUCUGAAUCAAGAAAAGUUGAGGCUGAUAACAGGCAACAUAAAACCAAAGACAUUUCAGUUGAAUGCCAACAUUUGUUUGAAGACAAGAAGAUCAGAACUGUCCUGACAAAAGGAGUUGCUGGCAUUGGAAAAUCCAUCUUUGUGCAGAAGUUUAUUUUGGAUUGGGCUGAUGGAAAAGAAAAUAAAGAUAUUACUUUUAUAUUUCCUCUUGCAUUUCGAGAGAUGAACUUAAAGGAGAAUGAAAAACAAAGCUUGACAGGUCUUAUGAGUCAGUUUUUCCCAGAGAUAAAAGGACUCAACCUUGCAAGAAAUGAUAAAUUCAAAUUACUGUUCAUCCUUGAUGGAUUAGAUGAAUGCCGUCUUCCUCUGAACUUUGAGCGUAAUGAAAUUUGCCGUGAUGUGUCAUCACAAGUUUCUCUGGAUGUUCUCCUAACAAACCUUAUUAUGGGAAAUCUGCUGCCUUCUGCUCUCAUCUGGAUCACCACCAGACCAGCAGCUGCCAUUAAAAUUCCUCCUGAAUGUAUUAACCGCGUGACAGAAGUGCAUGGAUUCGAUGCACUAAAGAAGGAAGAGUACUUCAGAAAAAGAUUCAGAGAUGCGGAUCUAGCCAAUAAAAUUAUUAAUGAUGUUAAAGAAUCAAAGAGUCUUUUUAUCAUGUGCUACAUCCCAGUCUUCUGCUGGAUUUCAGCCACUGUUUUCCAGAACAUUUUGGAGGAGAAAAGAAAUGAUCUGAAAAACAAUCAGGCUGAUGACGCCUCCAAAACACAAAAGAAAUCAAAUACUGAAGACACUUGCAAGACUCUGACACAAAUGUACACACACUUUCUCCGCUUUCAGAUCCUGCAAAGCCAUCGAAAGUAUGAUGGACAAUACACACCAGAUGUUUCCUGGGAUAAAGAUGUCAUGCUUUCACUGGGAAAACUGGCAUUUGAUCAGUUGCAAAGAAACAAUCUGCUUUUUUAUGACACAGAUCUGGAGUCCUGUGGUAUUGAUGCCUCUAAAGCAUCAGUGUAUUCAGGAAUGUGUACCCAAAUCUUUAAGGAGGAGAGAGGGAUUAUUCUUGGUACCACUUUCUGCUUUGUUCACUUGAGCAUUCAAGAGUUUAUUGCAGCACUUUAUGCACAUCUGUUUCUAGACGUCAACAAAAAAAGUGUGUUUGUUCAUAAGUCUACAGAACAGGAAAACAAAAUUGAAACCAUGAUUGAUUUGCUCAAGACUGCAGUGGACAAGGCACUUGAGAGCGAAACUGGACACCUGGAUCUUUUCCUUCGAUUCCUCCUUGGUUUUUCACUCCAGACUAAUCGUAAACUCUUACGAGGUUUGUUGGAACAGCAAGGAGACAAUGACCAGAACGACAAGGAAAUAGUUCAGUACAUCAAGCAUAAAUUAAAUGAUAAUCUGUCCCCAGAAAGAUCCAUCAAUCUGUUCUACUGUCUGAAUGAACUGAACGACCAAACUCUGGUGAAAGAUAUUCAGACUCAACUUAAAGAAGGAAGUCUUUCAUCUGCUGACCUUUCACCUGCUCAAUGGUCUGCUGUGGCAUUUGUGUUGUUGAGAUCAGAGGAAGCGAUGGAGAAGUUCGAGCUUCAGAAAUUCCAAAAAUCAGACGAGUGUCUCUUUAGGCUGUUGGAAGUUGUGAAAAUUUCCAAAAAAGCUCUGUUAAAUGAUUGUGGCUUAACAAAUGAGAGCUGUUUAAAUUUGGCUAAAGCUCUUGGAUCAGAUAACAAUCUGACAGAGCUAAAUAUGAGCAAUAAUAAGCUACAGGAUUCAGGAGUGAGUCAGCUCUGCACUGGAUUGGAGAAUGUUACGUGUAAAUUGGAGAUACUAAAGCUCAGUAAAUGUGUGCUAACAAAGGAAAGCUGUUCAGCUCUUGCUUCAGUUCUCAGUUCAGACUCCAGCAGUCUGAAGCAACUUGACCUGAGCAAUAAUAAUCUACAGGACGCAGGAGUGAAGAUACUCUCUGAUGGACUGAAAGAGAACUGUAAACUGGAGGUACUCAGUCUUAGUAAGUGUAAUCUAACAGAGGAGAGCUGUUCCGCUCUGGCUUCAGUUCUCAGUGCAGACUCCACCAGUGUGAAGGAUCUUGACCUAAGCAAAAAUAAUCUACAGGACUCAGGAGUGAAGAUACUCUCUGAUGGACUGAAAGAGAACUGUAAACUGGAGAAACUCAUGCUGUGUGAUUGUAAACUAACAGAGGAAAGCUGUUCAGCUCUCGCUACAGUCCUAAAAUCAAACCCAUGUCUGAAAGAGCUUGACAUGAGCAACAAUAAUCUACAGGACUUAGGAGUGAAGAAACUCCUAAAAGGAUUAGAGAAUCCAAACUGCACACUGCAGAAACUGAGACUGUGUAAAUGCGGUAUUACAGAGAAACAGUGUCUCAUCCUGACUGCAUCUCUGAAAUCAAACCCAUCACACCUGAGAGAGCUGGACAUCAGUGGAAAUAAACUAGGAGAUGGUGGAGUUAAAAGCCUUGGUGUUCUGCUAAGCAGUUUACAAUGCAAGCUGGAAAAACUUAAUCUGUGUGGAUGUAGUAUUACAGAGAAUCAGUGUGUCAUCAUGAUGUCAGCUCUAUUUUCAAACUUUUCACAUCUGAGGGAGCUGAACCUCAGUGAGAAUAAGAUAAAGAACACAGGAGUGAAGAUCUUAUGUGAUGUACUGAAGGAUUCACACUGUAAAUUGGAGAGAUUGAGGUUAAGUGACUGUGGAAUGACAGAUGAAGGUUGUUCUGAUGUAACUUCAGCUCUGAAAUCAAACCCAUCACAUCUGAGAGAGCUGGACCUGAACCAGAAUGAACUAGGAGACUCUGGAGUGAAAAACCUCAGUGAUCUACUGAUGAACCCACAAUGCAAGCUGGGAAACCUAGAGUUGUGUAAAUGCAGUAUUACAGAGAAACAGUGUAUCAUCCUUGCUUCAGCUCUGAAAUCAAACCCAUCACACCUGAGAGAGCUGAAUCUCAGUGAUAAUAAAAUAAAAGACAAGGGAGUGAAUCACUUAUGUGAUGUAUUGAAGGACUCGUACUGUAAACUGGAGAGACUGAGCCUAGACAAAGACAACUGGCUCAAAGCUGGUCUAAACUACUUGUUGACACCUUGGUCCAAAACCAAAUCAACAGAACCAGACCCAUCAUUACCAGGUGGAAUAAAGGAGGAAGAAGGGCCUGGUCAAAGCUCACAUGGGUCCUAUAAGAAGGAAUCUGGCUCUUCAGUAUAA
Messenger RNA from Labeo rohita (rohu), 3608 nucleotides. RefSeq names its product NACHT, LRR and PYD domains-containing protein 3. Gene Ontology annotation, molecular function: protein binding. The coding region runs from base 147 to 3608 and encodes 1153 amino acids. The record is from RefSeq and is a predicted model, not a curated record. The transcript has 12 exons. Lineage: Eukaryota; Metazoa; Chordata; Actinopteri; Cypriniformes; Cyprinidae.